Lentinula edodes (shiitake mushroom) is the source of this 1242-nucleotide messenger RNA. RefSeq names its product phospholipase C/P1 nuclease domain-containing protein. Gene Ontology annotation, biological process: DNA catabolic process. The transcript has 3 exons. NCBI's taxonomy places the organism in Eukaryota, Fungi, Basidiomycota, Agaricomycetes, Agaricales, Omphalotaceae. The coding region runs from base 1 to 1242 and encodes 413 amino acids. The record is from RefSeq and is a predicted model, not a curated record. Gene Ontology annotation, molecular function: endonuclease activity; nucleic acid binding.
AUGAAGCUCAGAUUGCUCUCACUUGGCCUCUUUAUCCCGAGAGUUCUCGGCUGGGGAGCCGCUGGACACGACAUCAUCGCGACCAUUGCCCAGAUUCAUCUUCACCCCAGCGUUCUUCCUGUCAUCUGUGAUAUCCUCAACUACACGUCCACAAACCCAGAUGAGCCUCCAUGUCGUCUUGCGCCCGUAUCCACCUGGGCGGACCGAUUCAAAUACCGCAUGCGCUGGUCAGCGCCGUUGCAUUAUGUCGGUGCUAAGGAUGACUAUCCUUCAGAGACGUGCUGGGCGGGAAGUAGGAACAUCAAUGUCCUUGCCGGGAUUAUGAAUGUCAUUUCGUUACUAGAUGCUUGGGUCGAAGGAUCUAGUUCUGAUGAUACGGCCGAGGAGGCUCUCAAAUUCCUUAUACACUUUGUCGGUGACCUCCAUAUGCCACUCCAUCUUACGGGUAGAGAUAGAGGUGGCAAUUCAGUCAAGACUAAUCUAUAUUCGGCAUGGGAUGGGUUGUUAAUCGCAAAGACCCUGCGGAACAUACCGAGAAAAUAUGAUCAUCCACUCCCGAUACCUUCGCUCGAAAGGAAUCUACGAGGUGCUAUUUACGAUGGGUUCAUCCGUCAAAUAAUGUGGGAAGGCAUUCUGCAUGACUGGAAAGACCAGGUUCCGGAAUGGCUUGUAUGUCCUUCCGAGAAAGCCGCACCGCCACCAUCAUCCCUUCCGAAGGGAUAUAAAUAUCUCCCGUCUAUUAUUUACGAUUAUGUGACCCAAUACUGGGGCUACAUUUCCUCAACAUUUGCCUCCAGUUCCGCUUCAACCGACGAUUCCACUGUCUGUCCGCACUUCUGGGCUCAACCCAUUCAUGCUAUGAAUUGUGAUUUUGUCUGGCCGAAAGCUCUAGACGAACCACCUUACAACCACAUCCGCGCCUUCGGUUCUGAUUCUGACCCCCUCACCCCACGUCCCAAAUUACCUUUAUUCGCGCUGGACACGCCCGAAUAUUGGGGUUACAUCGCAGAGAAUCAUAUUCUCCACAAAUUGAUGGCGCAGGGCUGCAUCCAAUUAGCCGGAAUAUUGAACUGGCUUUUUGCAGAUCUGGCGGAAGCAGGCGUCGAUGCUCAUCGAAUGCAGCGUAGUACCUUCCUAUUAUUUGGUGGUCUUCACAUAGAGCUUUGCUUUGAGUUCCUCUUAGAAUUUUGUGGGAGCUUUUCGGCUUCAUGUUACGAGUCGGAGAGUGCAAACAGAGAAUGA